Messenger RNA from Solanum dulcamara, 2295 nucleotides. RefSeq names its product protein NRT1/ PTR FAMILY 7.3-like. The transcript has 5 exons. Gene Ontology annotation, molecular function: transmembrane transporter activity. NCBI's taxonomy places the organism in Eukaryota, Viridiplantae, Streptophyta, Magnoliopsida, Solanales, Solanaceae. The record is from RefSeq and is a predicted model, not a curated record. Gene Ontology annotation, cellular component: membrane. Bases 180 to 1976 code for a protein of 598 amino acids. Gene Ontology annotation, biological process: transmembrane transport.
CCAUCUCUCCUUCUUGCUUCUCCUCACAUGCACUUCCUUUAAUUUACUUCCUGUAAAUGAUCCUCCAAUUAGAAAACAAUUAAUACUAGCUAAUAUUUUUCCUCUCUUCUCUUCCAAUUGAAGUUCAGCUAGCAGCUUUUCCAUCUAUCUAAAUUUUGUGGUCUAUAACACAACAAACAAUGGAGUGCUUUAACAUUGACAAAAUGGAUGAGAAGCCAGGGAAUAUUCCACAUGAAGAAUUCACCUUUGAUGGAACUGUGGAUAAGCAUGGUCGCCCUGCUGUGCGUGCCAGGACUGGAAGAUGGCCUGCUGGUGUUCUAUUACUUGUGAAUCAAGGUUUAGCAACACUAGCAUUCUUUGGAGUUGGAGUGAAUCUAGUCCUAUUUCUUACAAGAGUUAUGGGGCAAGAUAAUGCUGAAGCAGCCAACAAUGUCAGCAAAUGGACUGGAACUGUUUACAUCUUCUCACUUUUGGGUGCUUUCUUAAGUGAUUCCUACUGGGGUAGAUACAAGACUUGUGCCAUCUUCCAAGCCAUUUUCGUUGCUGGACUAGUAUCAUUAUCAUUAUGUUCAUACAUUUUCUUGAUCAAGCCUAAUGAUUGUGGAGAUGAAAAAGCCCCUUGUGGAUCCCCUUCAAGUCUCCAUACUAUGCUCUUCUAUGUAUCCAUUUACUUAAUUGCUCUUGGCAAUGGAGGGUAUCAACCCACCAUUGCAACAUUUGGAUCAGAUCAAUUUGAUGAAGAUCAUCCUCAAGAAAGUCACUCAAAGUUGUCUUUCUUUAGCUAUUUCUACUUAGCAUUGAAUCUUGGAUCCCUGUUUUCAAACACCAUCUUAGUCUAUUUUGAGGAUAAGGGAAUGUGGACAUUGGGUUUUUGGGCAUCAGCUGGAUCAGCUAUUUUGGCAUUAGUUCUGUUUCUUAUUGGGACACCUAUGUACAGACAUUUCAAGCCUACAGGGAACCCCAUUUCAAGAUUUUGUCAAGUGGUUGUAGCUGCAAUUAGGAAAUGGAAGAUAGAGCAACCUUCAAAUGGAGAUGAGCUAUAUGAAGGUGAUGGAAGAGAGCUUGCUGAUAAUAGCAGUCGAAACAUACUGCAUACGAAAGAAUUUAGAUUCUUGGAUAAAGCAGCUAUAAUCACAUCAAAGGAAAGAUUAGAUAAUCCGUGGCGCCUUUGUCCAGUGACUCAAGUGGAAGAAGUGAAAUGCAUCCUAAGACUAUUUCCAAUUUGGCUUUGUACAAUACUUUACUCUGUUGUGUUCACUCAAAUGGCCUCUUUAUUCGUGGAACAAGGCGAUGCCAUGAAAACCACGGUCUCAGGCUUCCACAUCCCUCCUGCUAGCAUGUCAAGCUUCGAUAUCCUUAGUGUUGCAGCAUUCAUUUUCAUCUACAGGCGAGUUCUUGACCCCCUCGUUGCCAGUCUAAAGAAGUCAUCUCCAAGAGGACUAACCGAGCUCCAACGUAUGGGAGUUGGCCUCAUAAUUGCUAUAAUGGCAAUGGUAGCAGCUGGUAUAGUGGAGCAUUUCAGGUUAAAAUAUGCCAACAAAGAUUGUUCACAUUGCACCAAUUCGAGUUCUUUAAGUAUUUUCUGGCAAGUCCCACAAUAUGUACUAAUUGGAGCAUCAGAGGUUUUCAUGUAUGUUGGACAAUUGGAGUUUUUCAAUGGACAAGCACCUGAUGGAUUGAAAAGCUUUGGAAGUGCACUUUGCAUGACUUCAAUUUCACUAGGGAACUAUGUCAGCAGCUUGCUGGUUUCCAUUGUUAUUAAAGUUUCGACUACCGAUAAAAUGCCUGGAUGGAUACCUGGAAACCUCAACAAAGGCCAUUUGGAUAGAUUUUACUUCCUCUUAGCAGCAUUGACAACAGUUGAUUUUGUGGUCUACCUCAUUUGUGCUAAGUGGUACAAGUACAUUGAGUUUGAACAAAGAAUUAGUGGAAAACAAGAUGAAGAGACACAGGGUGAUUUGAGAUUACAGGCUUGAUUUUUGAUAAUUUCUUCAGAACUAAUUAAAAAAAUAAAUCUCAUCUCCCAUCACCCAAUAUUAGCAGGCUGGUCCUCUGUUCAGACGAAGGACUCAUUGGUGGUAUGAAUCAGUGUAAAAUUUUUUUUAGGUGCAAUGUCAGUGUAUAUAAGUUAAUUGUAACAGGUAAGAUGAGGAUAUGAUCACUGUUUAUCUAAGUUGAGCAAAAGAUGUUACGUGGAAAUCAGUUAUUGUGUAAAGUGUAAAAAAAGAUGGCUAGCAGAUCCUCAAGAAGAAUGAUGUGUUAUUCUUUGCAUUUGUAAAAUUAUUUGUUCUUCUA